Molecule: messenger RNA, 3504 nt
Organism: Harpia harpyja (harpy eagle)
Lineage: Eukaryota; Metazoa; Chordata; Aves; Accipitriformes; Accipitridae
Product: E3 ubiquitin-protein ligase TRIM7-like
Exons: 7
Coding region: 1583-3013 (476 amino acids)
Molecular function (GO): protein binding; zinc ion binding
Source: RefSeq, a predicted model, not a curated record
UUAACAUUUGGGUACUCUCCAAGAUUUUGCUAGGGAAUAUCACCCUGGGACGAGCAGGAAAAUGAAGCCUAUAAUUUGUGCAACAGCCCCUGGGACACAGCUUUAAUCCCUUCUACUCUUCUCCCAUCCUUUCCAAUUUUUCCUUUCCUUGACAUUCAACAAUGAUGUUCCUGCAGGGCUGAAGAAGCUGGCUCUGGUUCCUGGUUUAGUUACUAGCAAGGAAAAGAGGAUACCACUGAAUUAAGUGCAAUAUCUGCUGUUUUCCCACCAAGACCUCUCAUGAGGCAAAACCUGCACAGUAUUGACGAGAACAUAUGCCUUUUAAGGCUUUGGUGCUGAACCCCAUGGAUUUCAGCUGCCUUUCUCAGAGCUGUGGGGUGGGAGAAAUCAGAGGUUAGAGGGGUAAAGAUGAACAGAAAGAUCUUGAACUCUGCCUUUCUGCAAUUUAUAUAUAUACAUUUGGGUCAGGAAGCUUAGUAAGCAGUUUUAGAUACAUUUUUAUAUGCAAAAUGACGGUAUUAAGGUGUCUUUCUAUAUUUCAAGGGCUGUUUUCUCUUUCUUGCUAGAGAGAAACUGGGAAAAUGGUGCUGUGCCACCAGCAGCAUGGCAAACCCUGGUGGCUUUGUUGCCCUCUCUUGACCUCUUUCUUGUAAAGCUCAAAUGAAAGCACUUAACAAAGCCUUUCUUGCUUCAUCACAGCUGUGGUGGGAGGGAAGAGCAAUGACUCUUCCUGCUUAUGUUUCUGAAAACGACCUGGACUGGAAACCAAUUGAAAGGCAAUGGCAAAUGAGUGAUGCUGGCAAGAUGGGACAACAACAAUCUUUGAAAGUAAAGGCAUUUAAAGAGCAGGAAAAGGAAGGAAAAGCAUCGAUCCAGACUCUCAGCUAUGUCACCGCAGAUCAGAGAAACCUGCUGGGACCUUGCAAGGUCUUGGAGGCACCGGCAGUCUCCAGGGAUGCAUGAGCAUCUUUGAUCCAUAGCAUUCUCUGCAGGGUGUUAGUUUGAUGUCCCACCUUACCCAAAGGGCAAAGCUGAUGUCCCAGGGGUCAGGAGCAGCAGAAAUUUCUUCUGGAGUGAAUUGCACAUUUGAACCCUUAGGGUCACCCAAGAGUCCUCCCAAAGAGCUCUAUAGAUGCUGUCCUGAAGGGUGCUGAGGUCCUCCCCAAGCCCUGGCCAGGUCCCAUCACUCCUGAUAUCUCAGAAGGAUUUUCAGCCAGUGGUGGUCUCCCACCCCAGCUGUACCACAACCUCUCCUAGGUGCUAAGUAGGGUGUGAAACUCCUGUUCUAGCUGCUAUUGAGUCACCAAAUCCACAGGUCUCCACUGAUUCAAAGGACAGGCUUCGGAGACUGAAAAAACCAGCGCCUUUGGGAAAGGGUAAAAAUGGGAUGGGCAUCUCCAAUUCUCUUCCUCCCCACCUAACUGCUACUUCCCAGCACCGGCAGAGCAAUACAAGUAAAUACAUUGCCUAAAGCCCUCCUAGAAAGGGGCUGGAUCUCAGUUUAACCAAUGGCUUAGAAUCAGGAAGAGAAAUCUGUCUCCUUCCUGAUGAUUUGAAAGUGAAACAGGCUUAGGCACUUUCCAUGGCAGCCAGGAGGACUGUGGAGAGCCUCCGGGAUGAAGCCUCCUGCUCCAUCUGCCUGGAACUUUUCCAGGACCCCGUGUCCAUCCACUGUGGGCACAGCUUUUGCCGGGCGUGCAUCGCUCAGAACUGGAAAGGACUGACCACCAACUUCUCCUGCCCCCGGUGCAGGGAGAUGGUGCCCCAGGAGAGCAUCCGGCCCAACUGGGAGUUGGCCAGCAUCAUUGAAAUAACCAAGAGCUUGAACCUGCAACCGGUCGGAGAGGUGGAAGAAGGGGAGAACUUGUGCAAGGAGCAUGAGGAAGCCCUGAAGCUCUUCUGUGAAGAUGAGGAAAGGCUGAUCUGCGUGGUGUGCGACAAGUCCAAGGUGCACCGUAACCAUUCUGUGGUUCCCGUGGCCGAGGCUGCCAAGGAGUACAAGGAAAGAAUUCAGGCCCAACUGCAGCUUCUGAAAUUAGAGCACGAGGCGCUGCAAUCUUCCGUGAAGGCUAGAGAAGACGUUGUCCAGGACUACACUAAGAGGAUAGAAGCUGAAAAGCAGAAGAUUGUGACCGAAUAUGAGCAGCUGCACAAGUUCCUGGAGGAGCAGGAGUCCUUUCUGCUGGCUCAGCUGGAGAAGAUGGACACGGAGAUAAUGAAUGCACAUAAAGAAAUCCUCACCAGGCUUUUGGAGGAGACCACGAGCCUGGGCACUCUGAUCAAGGAGGUGGAGAAGAUAUGCCAGCAGCCAGACUGUGAACUCCUGAAGGACAUCAAAACCACCUUGAGCAGGUGCAAGAGGGAAACGUGGUCGCAGUCACUCAAUAUUUCCUCUGAGCUGGAAAAGAAAUUCUGUGAUUUCACAGAGAAAACCGAAGAUGUCAAGGAGUCUAUGGAGAAAUUUCAAGGCAUACUGGAGUUCAAACUUCCUUUAUUGACACAGGUGACGCUGGACCCAAACACGGCCAAAGCCAAGCUUUACCUCUCAGAAGACUGCAAGAUCGUGCGGUGGGGAAGGUAUGAGCAGAAGCUACCCUCCAGACCCGAGAGGUUCAAAUUCCAUCCCUGCGUGCUGGGCUCGAGGGGCUUCACGUCAGGUUGGCACUGUUGGGAGGUGGAGAUCAGCAAAGAAGGCACGUGGGCCAUUGGGGUGGCCAAGGAAUCGGUGCUGAGGGAGUCAGAUUUACCCCUGGUGCCCGAAGAGGACGUAUGGGCAGUGUAUCACAUCAGCAGUGGGUACAAGGCUCUGACCCAUCCCAGUGUCACCCCCUUGACCCUACGCAGUGUCCCCGAGCGGAUACGAAUCUGCUUGGACUGUCAGGAAGGGAGGGUGGUGUUUUUUGAUGCUGUGAGCAAGGCGCGGAUCUUUGCUUUUCGGCAGGCUUCUUUCAAAGGGGAGGUGGUCUACCCAUGGUUCCUGGUGAAGGGGAGUGCUUGCUUCAAACUUCUUUAAACUUUUUUCCUGUCCUGGUUUUGGCUGGGAUAGAGUUAAUUUUCUUCUUAGUAGCUGGUACAGUGUGUUCUGGAUUUAGUGUGAGAAUAAUGUUGGUAACACACUGAUGUUUUAGUUGUUGCCAAGUAGUGCGUAUCCUAAGUCAAGGAUUUUUCAGUUACCUGUGCUCUGCCAGCAAGCAGGUGUACAAGAAGCUGGGAGGGACCGUGGCCAGGACAGCUGACCCGAACUAGCCAAAGGGACAUUUUUACUAUAGAAUCUCAUGCUCAGUAUAUAACCUGGGGGGAGUUGGCCAGGAGGGGUGGAUUGCUGCUCGGGCAUUGGUCAGCGGGUGGUGAGCAAUUGCACUGUGCAUCACUUGUCUUUUCUUGGGUUUUCUUUCUUUUUUUUUUUUUUUUAAUUAUCUUCCUUUUAAUUACUAUUAUUAUAUUUUAUUAUUAUUCUUGUUAGUAUUUUAUUUUACUUCAGCCAUUAAAUCGUUCUUAUCUCAA